This is a messenger RNA of Antechinus flavipes (yellow-footed antechinus), 933 nucleotides long. RefSeq names its product olfactory receptor 10G9-like. NCBI's taxonomy places the organism in Eukaryota, Metazoa, Chordata, Mammalia, Dasyuromorphia, Dasyuridae. Gene Ontology annotation, biological process: G protein-coupled receptor signaling pathway. Gene Ontology annotation, molecular function: olfactory receptor activity; G protein-coupled receptor activity. Gene Ontology annotation, cellular component: membrane. The coding region runs from base 1 to 933 and encodes 310 amino acids. The transcript has a single exon. The record is from RefSeq and is a predicted model, not a curated record.
AUGGAAAUGCAGAAUGAGAGCUUUGUGGCAACAUUCAUCCUCACAGGGAUUCCCCAUACACCAGACCUGGGGACCACUCUCUUUGCAAUCUUCUUAGUGAUUUAUGCUUUCACUUUGAUGGGGAACCUCCUCAUUUUACUGCUCAUCAAGGUGGACUCCCACCUCUGCACUCCUAUGUACUAUUUCCUGGCCAACCUCUCUUUCAUCGACAUGUGGUUCUCUACUGUCACUGUGCCCAAGAUACUUAUGGGUCUCCUCUCCCCAGAUGGUGGAGUCAUCUCAUUUCAUAGCUGUGUAGCCCAGCUCUAUUUCUUUCAUGGUCUGGGAAGUACUGAGUGUUUUCUCUACACAGUCAUGUCCUAUGACCGCUACUUGGCCAUCACUUAUCCCCUGCGCUAUGCUACCAUGAUGAAUGGGAAAACCUGUGCCCUUCUAGCUGGAAGCACAUGGCUCAGUGGUGCUAUCCAUUCAGCAGCCCAGACUGCCUUGACCUUCCGUCUUCCCUACUGUGGUCCCAAUCAGAUAGAGCAUUAUGUUUGUGAUGCACCACCCAUUCUCAAAUUAGCCUGUGCAGACACUUCAGUCAAUGAGAUGGUGAUCUUUGUUAACAUUGGUGUAGUAGCUUCUGGAUGUUGCUUCAUGAUUUUUCUUUCCUAUGUUUUCAUUGUUCGUGCUAUCCUGAGGAUCCACACAGCAGAUGGCAGACACAAAGCCUUUCAAACUUGUGUUUCCCAUUGCAUUGUGGUCCUUUGUUUCUUUGUUCCUGGACUCAUCAUCUAUCUAAGACCAGGCUCAAAACAUGUUAUGGAUAAUAUUAUAACCAUUUUCCAAACAAUGAUCACACCCAUGCUGAAUCCCUUGGUAUACACAUUAAGGAACAAGGAAGUAAAGAUGGCUUUGAUGAGGUUGAAAGAUAGAAGAAAUUUUUUAUAG